Messenger RNA from Mercenaria mercenaria, 1479 nucleotides. RefSeq lists its product as uncharacterized. Lineage: Eukaryota; Metazoa; Mollusca; Bivalvia; Venerida; Veneridae. The transcript has a single exon. The coding region runs from base 154 to 915 and encodes 253 amino acids. The record is from RefSeq and is a predicted model, not a curated record.
UUAACCAAGAGGAACACACUUCAGCAUUAUCAAAACAUAAGUAGAAUUUACCGAUGAAUUUAUCAAACGGAAACACAUCUGCAUUGUCAAACAAGUAGAAAAUUCCGAUGAAUAAAAUAAAUUGUCAUUUUGCGGAGUUAAAUCAGCAUUAAAAUGCAAAAUUGUACUGACACAAUGAUGAAUUUGAAUAAGAAAAUCGUUAUAAUCAUAGUGUUUUUAGUUGGAAUAAACUGCAGCACUGUGUUGAAAAGCAAUGGAACUGCCGGGAAAGAUUUAAAUGCGCAGACGUUGAUCGAACUGGGGAGAGAAUUAAACGAACCCCUUGUAACAAUGAUUGGAAUGGUGAUAGAAAACUAUCACACGUGUAUGUCAUGGACGCAAUGGACUGAAUGCAGCGCUAGAAAGUCUGAUUUCUUCUCAACUAGAACGCGAACCAGACAGUGUGCGAAAGACAAAUUAAGAAAUGGUCGGCACGCGGAGAUUGAGAUAAGUGUUUGCGAAGGCAAACCGUGCCCAACAACCUACAACACGACAGCAAAUGGGUUCUGCAUUAAACUAUAUACCACAAUGAAAACUCAUGACGAAGCUGGAAGCGUGUGCCAAAAUGACGGCGGCUUUCUUAUCAAUAUUGACUCAGACUUAAAGUAUGCUGAUGUCAAAGAUUUUAUGAUAACCAAUGACGAAAAAUUAGCCAUACAUAUCGAUGGCUGGCGAAAGAAUGCUACCUCUCAAUGGGAAUAUGCGUACGGAUCUAGAAGCGGAUACUUCCACUGGUACAAAACCUUCCCUAUAACAAAUGCCGAUCAUCUAUGCUUAGAUCUAACUGGGUACAGGAAAAGAGAAAAUCAACGGUUCCUUAUGUAUAAUGACGUCUGCAGUAAGGAACACCAUUUCCUUUGUGAAGUUCUAAUUUGAACAAUAUUUCUUUUCCUAAUUGUAAACUUGUGCAGAAGGCAACGCCAGAAAAAAACAACAACAUAUAAACGAAUAAUUAUUUUUCUCUCUUAAGAUUCAUGGCACAUUGCGGCACAACGAUAUACAUUUAACUUAUUUCGAUAUGGCAGUUAAAAUAUAUAAAUUUCAUGAAAAACGGUAAUGUUUUCGUGAAAAUAAAAUGUUUUCGCGAAAAUAAUAUUUUAUUUUCACGAAAAUUUACCGUUUUUCAUGAAAAAUUUUUCUAUUUUUCGCGAAACUUAUCUGGUUUUCUUAAGCAGAAGUGGGCACUAACACAAAUUUAUCCACUUAAUAUUUGCAGUUCCUUUCGAGAAAAGCUUUUAUGUUUACGCGAAAAGCUUUUAUGUUUUCUCGAAAACAUUUAUGCUUUUCUUGAAAACUCGAUACAUUUUCGUGAAACUUAUCUGGUUAUCGUAUGCAGAAAUAUGCCACCAUAAUAAUAAUAAUCUAACUUAAAAUCAUGUUUUGCUUACGCUAAGUUAAAAGACAUGGCUGGAGUAUUUCAAAAUUAUGGAAGCGUUAAUU